GCGGGCGGGAUCCGGGUGCUUUUGCCUCUUCGAGCGUGAUUCGUGCAGAUCAUUUCGACGGGAGGUGAUUGAUCAUCGUCUCAGAGGGAUCCAGGGUGUCGUGUGGUCUCUGGCUUUUUUUUUAUCGCUUUUUUAUUCUUGACCCCACCAAGCAAGACCUUUCACCAUGUCUAGCGUCGUCGCCUGUCACGAGUGCAACAAGCCCGUACACAACCGGUUCUGCACACACUGCGGUGCCCAGUCCAAGGCCUGGAGCUCAAAGAAGAUUGAGGGCGCUCCCACCACCAUUGUCUUUGACAAGACCCUCUACCCUUACUGUUUGUUCUCUUGCCUCUUCUGCUGCCCGCUGCGCGUGGUGAUUAGCAACAAGCGCGUGGACACCAGCCAUGGCUGGUGCAUGUCCAACCUGGAUGUCAUUGACCUGCGCCGCAUCACCGAGAUUGAGUUUGACCGUACCGUGUGCGGCCUCUGUCUGGGCCGUGGCACCAUCACGAUCCAUGCUUCUGAUGAAACCAACCCCGUGACCAAGAUCAGCUGCUUCCGGGCCAAGCAGGUUUACAAGGAUCUUCGCACCGCCUGGAACAAGGCCAAGCUCAACACGGUCGUUUCUUAACUACCCGCUGCUCUGCUUUGCAAGCCGGGAUGUUGUGUCGUACCUUUGAUUGUGAUGCCCCCUUUGUGAUGCCCUUUCCAUUGCCGAGUCGUGCUAGAAGAGAGGUUGCGGGAAGAGGCGCGGCGCGCGCUUCUCUGCCAAGAACAAUCACAACAGCCGAUUGUGUGGCCCCUCUCCUCAACGCCUCAUGUCCGUUUUCUUCCAAGACCAUUAAUUCAUGUUGAUGCGUG
Molecule: messenger RNA, 843 nt
Organism: Monosiga brevicollis MX1
Lineage: Eukaryota; Choanoflagellata; Craspedida; Salpingoecidae
Exons: 4
Coding region: 167-613 (148 amino acids)
Source: RefSeq, a predicted model, not a curated record